UCUCGAGUCUGUGCCGGGGAGCCCUGGAAACUGACAGCGGAGGGAAAGGGCGGGCCGGGGCCGCGAGUGCCCAGCGGGGACGGGGACGGGGUUUCUCCCAAGGUCUGUGGAGCCAGAAGGGGAGGAUUCACACGGAUGCCCCCAUUUUGGGGGGCCCGUCUCCCAAGGGCAGUGCCCGUCGCUGGGCAGGUGGAGACGGCUGGGGCGGGCGAAGUGCCCGGGGGCAGCAUGGUGCUGGCGUCCCGUCUCCCUCAGCACAGGCAGAACCAUCAGGAGGCUCCGCUGGUUGGGGUCGUGGGGCCGCGUCGUCCCACUUACUAAGAGCUCCCAGGAUUUUGGUGACGGGCUGAGGCUCGGACACAGGCCAGGAUGGCGCAGGUGCUGCACGUGGAGUCCGGCUUCCCCGGGAAGCCCACCCCGACCUCCCCCACCGCCUUCGGGGUCCAGGAGCCGCAGCUGCCCUACUCGGUGGAGACGCCGUACGGCUACCGCCUCGACCUGGACUUCCUGAAGUACGUGGACGACAUCGAGAAAGGCAACACCAUCCGGCGAGUCCCGGUGCACCGGCGGCCACGCUACGGCUCCCUGCCCCGUGGUGCCGGCUCAUGGUGGACAUCCACCGAGUCGCUCUGCUCCAACGCCAGCCUGGACAGCCGCCACUCCUCCUACUCCUACUGCGCCCCCGGCUUCUACCCCCAGUGCGGGACGGGCGCCUUCAACGCCCGCGUGGAGAAGACCCUGCUGGACGCCCGCAAGAAGCUGGAGGACCAGGCGGGCGACCGGGCAGGGCCGGGGGGCUUGGGGAGCCUCCACAGCAGCGUCUCGGGCUCCACCAGCUCCCUGGUGGGCGGGCAGCCCCCGGGCAGGCUGAACGGCUCGCAGGCCGGGUUCACCCCGCUGAGCUCGGGGCUGUCCACGCCCGUGUCCCCCAGCCCCGGGCACCUGCAGCACGUGCGAGAGCAGAUGGCCGUGGCGCUGACGAAGCUGCGGCAGCUGGAGGAGCAGGUGAAGAUUAUCCCGGUGCUGCAAGUGAAGAUCUCGGUGCUCCAGGAGGAGAAGCGGCAGCUCAGCGUCCAGCUGAAGAGCCAGAAAUUCCUGGGCCACCCGGGCGGGUUUGGGAAGGGCAAAGGCCGGGGCGAGCUCUACAUCGAGAUCCCGGAGGAGGAAGGGGGCGGAGGCGGGGCGGGGGUGACCCUGCCGCUGGGGGGAAGCCGGAGGCUGGAUUCGGGGGGCGGCACGGAGGGCUCAGCCCCCCUGAGCCCCCAGCCGGCAGCAGAGCGGAGGGAGGUGAGAUCGGUGGGGGUGGGGACGUCGGAGCCGGGGGCCAGGCGGAGUGUGGGGGUGGGGGUGAGCGAGGAGGAGCUGGCACCAGAGGGGCAGCGCCAGGCUGCGCUCGCCCUGUCGGCCAAGGUGGCCGUGCUGGAGAAGCAGCUGCAGAAGGCUCUCCGGGAGCUGCAGGGCGCCCAGCCGGGCACGGCCGGGCAGGAGGGACGCCCCGGCUGGCAGCAGCAGGAGGUGCCCGUCAAGGCGGACACGGUCAAGGUGAUCCAGGCACAGCGGGAACCGGAGAUCGCCGCCAGCACUGCCACGGGCGUGGCCCACCGGCCGCAGCGGGCGCAGAGCUUGGAGACCAAGGAGCCGUACGCCAGCCUGCGGGCUCUGACGCUGGGGGAGCCGCCCCAGGCCGUGGUGGUGGAGACGACCUUCCCCGUCCACACCGCCGCGCCCCACGCCGCCCCCGUCCACGGCAUCAAGAAGAUCAGCAUCGCGGCCGAGCCCGGCGGGGAGGAGACAGGCCCGGGCGGCGGAGCCUCGCCAGCCUCGGCUCAGGGUGGCCUCAGAUCUGGCACGAAGAGGCAGGAGGAGGCCCCAGAGCUGGCGGGCAAGAAACGUCUCCAGUUUGUAGGUGUGAACGGCGGGUACGAGUCCACCUCCUCGGGGUCCAGCACGGCCGAGAACUCCUCUGACAACGAGAGCACGGAGAGCGAAUACCAUGAGGCCAGUGAGGGGCCCCCUGCCGGGCAGACGGAUACCCCCAGGCCCCUGCCACCAGCCCCCCAGAGAGUCCCUGCGGAACCCCCCAGAGCAGCACCAGGACACGACACUGGGACAGGACUCAGCCCAGAGCUGUUAGCGGCCUGUGAAACCCUGCAGAAGUACCUGGAGAGCCCGGACAUGCUUAUGGACAAGGAGAUGAAGGCCGCCUACACCCUGGUGCUGCAGGACUGGCUGCAGCUGUCGUGCCACAGGGAGGCUGCCCCCGAGGCCGUGGGGGGGCGCCUGGCUGCAUACCGCACCCUCUCGCCCCGCCUGCUGGAGUUCAUCCUCAACAUGGCGGAUGGGAACGGGAACACGGCGCUGCACUACAGCGUCUCGCACUCCAACUUCCCCGUGGUCCAGCGCCUCCUGGAGACCGGCCUGUGCAACGUGGACAAGCAGAACAAAGCGGGCUACACGGCCAUCAUGCUGACGGCGCUGGCCGCCACCCGCGCCGACAACGACAUGGCCACCAUCCAGCAGCUGCUGCAGCUGGGGGACGUCAAUGCCAAAGCCAGCCAGGCGGGGCAGACGGCGCUGAUGCUGGCCGUCAGCCAUGGGCGUCAGGACAUGGUGCGGGCUCUGCUGGCCUGCGCGGCCGACGUGAACCUGCAGGACGCCGACGGCUCGACAGCCCUGAUGUGCGCCUGUGAACACGGCCACGCCGAAAUCGCCCGCCUGCUCCUGGCCACGCCCGCCUGCCAUGUGGGCCUGGCCGACCAUGACGGCAGCACGGCCCUGUCCAUCGCGCUGGAGGCCGGGCAGAACGACAUUGCCGUCAUGCUGUACGCCCACAUGAACUUCGCCAAGCCGCCCUCCCCGGGGACCCCAAAGCCGCUGAAAGCCGAGGCUGCAGCAGCUGUCCUGCCCACCGAGGCUCAGUAGCAGAGGAGGGACCUGCCGUGUUCCCUCGGCCCCCACCUCCGGCAGCCCCGAAGACACCGAUCAAGAUGUGGGGGGGGAAGGGGGUGGGUCUCGAGGGAACUCGUCCACCCCAAGCACUGAGACUCACAAAGGCCCAUCCCUCCUGCGGUCCGAGCUGAGCCACUGGAGCAUCUGCCCCAGCUGGAGCCGGGGGGCAGCUGCUGCUUGCUGGUGGGAGUUGGGAUGGAUGUUGGGGGGCAGAAAGGACAUGAGACGAAGGAAGCCGGAGACAAGUCGGUGGCGGAAAUCUGGCAGCUGCGUUUUUUCUAAGUCUCCACUGGCUUUGGUCCCACGGGAAAGGACCCACGACCACGGGGCCUGCCACGGCCGGGUUGAUAGGCUCCGCUCCAGCAGCAGCUGCAUCGCCCUGGCCUGUCUCCAGCAGACACCGGAUUCCCAUCCGAGGCCAUUCCUACACGUCAUGGAAAUUCACACGAGCUGGAGGCUCCCCUCCAUCUGGCUGGAGAUGGUGGGGGGGGCUCUUUGUUGCUUUGUGGGUACUCCGUCCAUCAUCAGGUGACAGACCCAGACUCCUCCUGUGCGUGUGACCUUGGGCAAGUCACAGUCUGUCGCUCUGUGCCUCAGUUUCCCCUCUGGAUUUUUUUCUCACUUAAAAAAGCUCUCUCUACUCAGUGUUAUUUCUGUGAUGGAAGCAGCUGGGGCUCUGUUUCUAGAAUCGAUUUUAAAGGGAGCAGGUUUUUGAAACAAAAACCUUCCUAAAAAUGCCAGGCUGGGACAUUUGGAUGGAUUAAUUACCCUACCUGGCCAGUAGGGGCAGCACCUCCUCUCUAUGUACCUGCCUAUAUCUAUAUCGCUUUUAAUUGCAACGACAAAACGUUUUUCAAUACCAACCCCUCCACAAAGGCGUUUCUCGCUGGGCAGAGGCCGAGCAAGCCCUUGGACCCGAGGUGUGUGGCCAGCACUUUUAAAAAGUAAUUCCUAGACAAGGAAACAGUCCUAUUUUUAUAGCAAAUCUAUAGAUUAAUAUACACCAAGAAACCCCCGAAGGCGCUAAGUUAUUUUACCACCCGCCCGGGGCUUAGGGCCUCAGCGGACACAGGCGGGUAAAGCGGAGCAGGGCCCGGCUGGCUGCAGCAGUCAGAGACCCCCGGGUGUUUAGUUCCCACAGCUACAUGCUGCCUUGGUACGAUCCAGGCGGGCUUUUAGGGUGGCAUCUUAUUCUUCUCCCCUCCCCCCCAAGAUUUGGGGCUCGGGGCAAAGCCGUGGUACAAAGCUGUCUCUCUAGCUUCUAUUUGCUGCCUGACCUCCCCCUCCCGGCCCCAGGCAUGUUUAUCGCCCAGUGUAUCAUUCCCCUGCCCCCACACACUGGGCAGUGUCUGGGGCGGGGGGCGAUGUGCCCAGCACUGGGGUUAUACGUGGGGGGGUGUUUACUCGCACAUACCAAGAGGUGUAUUCGCUGAUGUCAGUAUUACCUUCAGCCUGUAACCUGUUCAAAAUAAAGCUAUUGGGAAAACGA
This is a messenger RNA of Gopherus flavomarginatus (Mexican gopher tortoise), 4438 nucleotides long. RefSeq names its product KN motif and ankyrin repeat domains 2 (gene KANK2). Bases 370 to 2922 code for a protein of 850 amino acids. The record is from RefSeq and is a predicted model, not a curated record. Gene Ontology annotation, biological process: negative regulation of cell population proliferation; negative regulation of actin filament polymerization; negative regulation of vitamin D receptor signaling pathway. Gene Ontology annotation, molecular function: protein binding. Gene Ontology annotation, cellular component: cytoplasm. Lineage: Eukaryota; Metazoa; Chordata; Testudines; Testudinidae. The transcript has 14 exons.